Drosophila suzukii is the source of this 1473-nucleotide messenger RNA. Its product is annotated as clavesin-1. Gene Ontology annotation, molecular function: phosphatidylinositol bisphosphate binding. NCBI's taxonomy places the organism in Eukaryota, Metazoa, Arthropoda, Insecta, Diptera, Drosophilidae. Gene Ontology annotation, cellular component: membrane. The record is from RefSeq and is a predicted model, not a curated record.
CACGUUCACAUCGUCGCCAGUUUCUGCGGAACUCACACGGAUAUUCCGGCGAUCAAUUAGAGCCCGGAGUAGUUCAGACGGAUCCCCUGCAACGCGUAUAAUAUUGUUAUAUAAGAUUAACAACUUGUGAAAUCCGCAGUGCCAGUGCGUAAAUCAAAAUGCUCGAAACGGAGGUGCUGCAACAACCGAAGCUGAGCGGACCGGCGGCGACGGACUACGACUACCCAUAUGUCUGCGGACUCAGUUCGGCGAUGAAGCAGGUGGCCAAGGAGGAGCUGCACGAGGACGAGAACAUCCGGCGGCAGGCUCUGGCCCAGUUCCGGGAGUGGAUCGAGAAGCAUCCGCACAUCCGGAAGUGCCGCACGGACGCCGUCUUCCUGCUGCGCUUCCUGCGGACCAAGAAGUUCUCCGUUCCGUCCGCCUGCGAAAUGCUCGAGCGCUACUUGACCAUCCGCCAGCUCUUCCCGCAAUGGUUCAAGCAGCUGGACAUCACCGACCCGGCCAUCAACGAGAUCUUCGAAAACGGCUACCUGGUGCCGCUGCCCCAGCGGGACUCCACCGGUCGCCAGGUCAUCCUGUCCGUGGCUGCCAAGUUCGAUCCCUACAAGUUUACUUCGGUGCAAAUGGCGCGGGUGCACAGUCUGAUCUGCGAGGCCCUACUGGACGACGAGGACUCCCAGGUGGCCGGGUACGUGUACAUCAACGAUGAGAGCGGCAUGAACAUGGGCUUCGUCAGCCUGUGGUCCUUGACCGACCUGCGCAGCAUCGUCAAGUGCAUCCAGAACUCGACGCCCAUGCGGCACAAGGAGACGCACUUCGUCAAUAUUCCCCACUACGCCAAUCGGAUCAUCGAGCUGGGCGUGUCCAUGCUGAGCGACAAGCUCAAGAAGCGAAUUAUAGUCCACAAAAAUGUUGACAUCUUGAAGACCAAGAUUGAUCCCGCUAUCCUGCCGAAGGAGUAUGGAGGCACAGUUCCCAUUGCCGACAUGAUAGCCGAGUUCAAGCAGAAGUUGCUCCAGCGCCGGGCGGCAAUCCUCGCUCUGGACGACAUGCAGAUCGAGAUCACCAAGGAUGCGGCUAAUUUCGCUGGAAAUGACAUUGGCGACCUCGAUGCCGGAGUGGUGGGCAGUUUUAGGAAGCUGGAGGUGGACUAGACUCCCCUUUCCCUUGUUGCUUAAUCCCAUCUCCUUAGGCUAAGCUAGGAUAGUCAGGAUACCAUUGAGACAGUCGACAAUACGCGCGGGCAUGCACACUUCGUACCUAUUUAAAAGCAUCACCACUAAAUUUUAUAACCAAGGUCUCGCCGGGGAUUAUGUCUCACCGUUGUGGUUCAUGUUUCUCCUAUCCUCAGUACCCCAAUAAUGGAUGGGGCUGUGGCUGAGUUUCCCAGUUGUAUAUUCCAUCCAUGCGUAACGUUAUGUUAAAUGAAUGUCUAUUUAAAUAUAUGUAUAUACUUAUUCUUGUGAAUUCGAA